GUCGCCCAAGGUGCGGCGUACACAAAACGUCGUCCUUUACUCUGUGGCCUUUUCCUUGUGAUUUCAGCGAUCAAAAUACUCGUUGUUCUUUUUCUUUUAAAUUUUCAAUUACCCCGAAAAAAAGACCAUUUCUAUGUUUGUUCGAAGAUCUUCAAAUUCCUGCUGCUGUAAGGAUCUCUUGGCUCGCCUUACAUUUUCCACCCUAUGUUUUCCUUUUUUGUGCGAUAAUCUGGAAAAAGGUUAGGGUGGAUUUGGAUGAGGAGAUAAGCUGUCCGAAGAAUGCUGAUUCGCAUCAUGAUGUGUUGUUCGAUGGGGACAGAUUUGGUGGGUUGGUAAAAGCCACUGUGACAAAUGGGAUGUGGUGAUAGUUGGGUUGUGUGAAGAAUUGAAGUUUGUUUUGGAGCUUUCAAAUGAUGAAGAGGGCAAAAAGUGAAGUUCCUGGUGCAAGGAGGUUCAGGCUGUCGCAUUUUUUGUUGGGCAUAGCUGCAUUAUACUUGAUUUUUAUCGCAUUCAAGUUCCCCCAGUUUUUACAAUUUGCAUCGGUGUUGAGUGGUGAUGAUACUUAUGUGGGAUUACAUGAAGUGUCGGUCAAGGCUGGGGAUAAUGGAGACUCAAGCAACUCAUAUUCUGGUACAGUCCAUAAGGAUACAUUUCACAGGAGAUUGGAAGAUAAUGAAAACCAAAAUGCUCCGUUGAUGCCAUGGAAGGAGGCAUGGAAAGAGAGGAAAGUAGAAUCCCCGUCGACAAAGCCUAUUCGGCAUCAUUACGGUCGAAUAACUGGUGAAAUUAUGAGGCAGAUGAAUAGAACAAUUGACUUAUCUGUACUAGAAAGAAUGGCAGAUGAAGCUUGGACGUUAGGUUUGAAGGCAUGGGAAGAAAUGGAGAAAAUUGAUGAGAAGGAGGAUAUAAACCAGAGUUCUAUACUUGAUGGGAAGCCUGAAUCUUGUCCUUCCUGGGUUUUGAUGAGUGGUGAAGAAUUAGCUAGAGGAGACCAUAUCAUGUUCCUUCCUUGUGGGCUUGCUGCUGGUUCUUCCAUUACAGUGGUGGGAACACCCCAUUAUGCGCACCGUGAGUUUGUGCCCCAGCUUGCAAGAAUAAGGGGGCGUGAUGCUUCAGUUCUUGUUUCACAAUUUAUGGUUGAAUUGCAGGGGUUAAAGGCAGUCAGUGGGGAGGAUCCACCAAAGAUCCUGCAUUUGAAUCCUAGACUGAGUGGAGAUUGGAGUCAACGACCAGUCAUUGAGCACAAUACCUGCUAUAGGAUGCAAUGGGGGACAGCUCAAAGGUGUGAUGGUUUACCAUCCAAGAGAGAUGAUGAUAUGCUCGUUGAUGGAUACGUGCGAUGUGAAAAAUGGAUGCGGAAUGAUAUAGUAGAUUCAAGGGAAACCAAGACAACCUCGUGGUUCAAGCGAUUCAUUGGCCGUCCACAGAAACCAGAAGUGACGUGGCCAUUUCCUUUUGUUGAGGGUAGAUUGUUUGUCUUGACUGUGCGUGCUGGUGUUGACGGUUUCCAUAUUAAUGUUGGGGGCCGGCAUGUGACGUCAUUCCCCUAUAGGAUGGGGUUUACUCUUGAAGAUGCAACUGGAUUGGCAGUUAAAGGUGAUGUGGAUGUUCAUUCAGUUUAUGCUACCUCUCUGCCAACCUCUCAUCGAAGCUUCUCACCCCAAAGAGUACUAGAAAUGGAUGAGAAAUGGAAAGCCCUCCCUUUGCCCAAAAGGCCUAUUCGGCUUUUUAUUGGCAUUCUCUCUGCGACCAAUCAUUUUGCGGAGCGAAUGGCAGUUAGAAAAACUUGGAUGCAGAGUCCAGCAAUCAAGUCCUUGGAUGUUGUAGUUCGUUUCUUUGUUGCAUUGAAUACAAGGAAGGAGGUGAACGCAGUUUUGAAGAAAGAAGCUGCUUAUUUUGGCGAUAUUGUGAUUUUGCCAUUUAUGGAUCGCUAUGAGCUCGUGGUUCUUAAAACUAUUGCCAUCUGCAAAUAUGGAGUUCAAAAUGUGACUGCUGCUCACAUCAUGAAGUGUGAUGAUGAUACAUUUGUUAGGGUGGAUACUGUCUUGAAAGAAAUUGGUGGCAUCUCCCCUAAACGCUCCCUUUACAUGGGCAACCUCAAUCUCUUGCAUCGACCUCUUAGAACUGGGAAAUGGGCUGUCACUUACGAGGAGUGGCCAGAGGAAGCAUAUCCUCCUUAUGCUAAUGGGCCUGGAUACAUAAUAUCCAUUGACAUUGCUAAGUUCAUCAUCUCUCAGCAUGCUAAUCGAAGCCUACGGCUGUUCAAGAUGGAGGAUGUGAGCAUGGGAAUGUGGGUCCAGCAGUUCAACCGCUCCACCCCGGUCCAGUACUCUCACAACUGGAAGUUCUGUCAAUACGGAUGCAUGGAAGGUUACUACACUGCGCAUUACCAAUCCCCGCGACAGAUGAUUUGCCUGUGGGACAAUUUAGCUAGAGGUCGGGCUCACUGCUGCAACUUUAGGCGAUGAAAAGCAACUUCAAGUCAAGGAAUGGGGCCAACCUGUUGUACCUAACCUGUUGUACCUGUAUUUCAGAUUUCAGUCAAUCUCUCGUUCUUGUUUAUAUUGGUCAGAAUGGGAGAUAUAUCGCUACUUUGAGUCACUGCCAUUGUUUUCUACGAUGAGAAAGAACCCGGUAUGAUUCUUUCUGGUUGAGAGCAUUUGGGGCCUUUUCUGCGGCCCAGCCAAGUUCUGCUAGUUGAUUGUGAUUAUUGACACUUGAAAUCUGGAGAAUAGAUGAUAACUUUUAGCAUAGAACGGAGACAAUUUAUUCCUUUGCAGUGCUUCAAGUGGCUUGCAAACAUUCACAAUGAAAUAUAGAGGGUAGGUGGAUAUAUGUAUCCUUUUGUUUUGGUGAUUAGUGUCAUGACCUUCCUCUGAAUGGGAGAUAUCAUCCAUGAAUGGGAGGGAGAUAUCAUCACAUGUCCAACCUAGUUCUUAUUAUUGAACUUUUGUAAAGAAACAUUUACUACAAUGAUGUGACAGUAACAUGUUUUUUUUGACUUUGUGCUU
Diospyros lotus (date-plum) is the source of this 3011-nucleotide messenger RNA. Its product is annotated as hydroxyproline O-galactosyltransferase GALT2. Gene Ontology annotation, molecular function: galactosyltransferase activity; carbohydrate binding. Lineage: Eukaryota; Viridiplantae; Streptophyta; Magnoliopsida; Ericales; Ebenaceae. The record is from RefSeq and is a predicted model, not a curated record. The transcript has 9 exons. Gene Ontology annotation, cellular component: Golgi membrane. The coding region runs from base 411 to 2468 and encodes 685 amino acids.